Zea mays is the source of this 2074-nucleotide messenger RNA. It is a transcript of the gene pht7, whose product is annotated as phosphate transporter protein7. Gene Ontology annotation, biological process: phosphate ion transport; transmembrane transport. Gene Ontology annotation, molecular function: phosphate transmembrane transporter activity. The transcript has a single exon. Lineage: Eukaryota; Viridiplantae; Streptophyta; Magnoliopsida; Poales; Poaceae. Gene Ontology annotation, cellular component: membrane. The record is from RefSeq and is marked validated. Bases 78 to 1709 code for a protein of 543 amino acids.
CAAGACCAAGAUAGACCACCCAAGCAUUGAAGCCGUAGCCGCCGCCGCCGGACGAGACAGGUUGAGGCGGGGCGGCAAUGGCCGCCGGGGACCUUGAGGUGCUCACCGCGCUCGACACCGCGAAGACGCAAUGGUACCACUUCACCGCCAUCGUGGUCGCCGGCAUGGGGUUCUUCACCGACGCCUACGACCUCUUCUGCAUCUCCCUCGUGACUAAGCUCCUCGGCCGCAUCUACUACACCGUGGAGGGGUCCGCGACGCCCGGCACCCUCCCGCCGCACGUGUCCGCGUCCGUCAACGGCGUGGCCUUCGUGGGCACGCUGUCAGGGCAGCUCUUCUUCGGCUGGCUGGGCGACAAGCUCGGGCGCAAGAAGGUCUAUGGCAUGACGCUCAUGCUCAUGGUCCUCUGUUCCGUCGCGUCGGGGCUCUCGUUCGGCCACACCCCGGCGUCCGUCAUGGCGACGCUGUGCUUCUUCCGCUUCUGGCUCGGGUUCGGCAUCGGCGGCGACUACCCGCUGUCGGCGACCAUCAUGUCCGAGUACGCCAACAAGAAGACGCGCGGCGCGUUCAUCGCCGCGGUGUUCGCGAUGCAGGGCUUCGGCAUCAUGGCCGGCGGCCUCGUGGCCAUCGUCGUGUCCGCGUCGUUCAAGGCCAGGUUCCCCGCCCCGGCCUACGCCGUCGACCCCGCCGGUUCCACGCCGCCGCAGGCCGACUUCGUGUGGCGGAUCAUCCUGAUGCUGGGCGCGAUGCCCGCGGCGCUCACCUACUACUGGCGCACCAAGAUGCCCGAGACGGCGCGGUACACGGCGCUGGUGGCCAAGAACGCCAAGCAGGCCGCGGCUGACAUGUCCAAGGUGCUGCAGGUGGAGAUCUCAGCCGGCGCCCCCGAGGAGGACGCCGCGGCUGCGGCUGCGACUGCGCCUGCGCCGGCGUCGGCGUCCUUUGGGCUCUUCUCCGGGGAGUUCCUCCGCCGGCACGGGCUGCACCUCCUGGGCACGUCCUCGACGUGGUUCCUGCUGGACAUCGCCUUCUACUCGCAGAACCUGUUCCAGAAGGACAUCUUCAGCGCGGUGGGGUGGAUCCCCAAGGCGGCGACGAUGAACGCGCUGGAGGAGCUGUUCAGCAUCGCGCGGGCGCAGUCCCUGAUCGCGCUGUGCGGCACGGUGCCCGGCUACUGGUUCACGGUGGCGCUGAUCGACGUGUUGGGGCGGUUCGCGAUCCAGGUGACGGGGUUCCUGAUGAUGACGGUGUUCAUGCUGGGGCUGGCCGUGCCGUACGAGCACUGGACGACGCCGGGGCACCACAUCGGCUUCAUCGUCAUGUACGGCCUCACCUUCUUCUUCGCCAACUUCGGGCCCAACGCGACCACGUUCAUCGUGCCCGCUGAGAUCUUCCCGGCCAGGCUGCGGUCGACGUGCCACGGCAUCUCGGCGGCGUCGGGGAAGCUGGGCGCCAUCGUCGGCUCCUUCGGGUUCCUGUACCUGGCGCAGAACCGGGACCCGGCCAAGACGGACCACGGGUACCCCGCGGGCAUCGGCGUGCGCAACUCGCUGUUCCUCCUCGCCGGCUGCAACCUGCUGGGCCUGGCAUUCACGUUCCUGGUGCCGGAGUCCAAGGGCAAAUCCCUGGAGGAGAUGUCCGGCGAGAACGACGAGGCGGCCGCCGCCGCCGCCACGCCGAACUACAACAACCGCACAGUGCCCGUGUAAGUAGCCGUAGUAGAUGCAUCUGCAUGCAUGCAUGCAAAUGUUAUAUAAGGAACAAGUACGUACGUAACGUAACGUGUCGUGUGUGUGGCUGUUGCACGGUAGGGUACACGCACUGUUCUCCUUCGAUCUGGUCGAGGUUGUUUGUCGAGGCACAGCCGUCGCCUUCCGUUACGUCAUUGUUUCCUUUCUGUCUGGUGCUUGUGUGCAUGUUCAGUUGAACUUGCGCGAUCGAUCUGAUGGGAUCAGAGACGUGCUCCUAAAUAACCGGAGGUCACCGUCGGAUAUAGACGUGCUCUCCUGGAUGUUGUACCAAGCGCGUCAUGCUGCUUUAUUAGAUCAAUCAAGUACUGUUGUUUUCGUUCAAA